AUGUUGCAUGAAGUUUUGUCGAUGCCUUCACUGUCAGGAGUCAUGAGGACACUUUUCUGUCUCCUUCUCUGGAAGAAAACAGCAGCUCAAAGUGUGCAGGUGCGCUGCUCGGUGGGGCCGGUGGGAGCGCUGCACCCGGUUCAGGGUCGGCUGGAGCGGUUCGAUGCCGGGCCGGGCUGCGCUGCCAGAGAACGAGGAGACAAAGAAACUCAUGUCAUCGCAGUGGGGAGAGUUACAAACAGCCCAGAAAACAAGGUGACGGUGUUGCUGAAGCCUUUUUCUCUGACGCCUCUCAGAAACAUCCACCUGCUGCUCAGCUCCAAGAUACCAGUCAGCUGGUGGCUGGAGGCCGAGAAACUCCCCCCCAACGUCCCUGUACUGGUGCAGGUAUCUUCAAACUCCAGUGUGCAUACCAGCACGCUGCAUUUAAAUGUCCAGACGGUGCAUUCACUGCCUUUUCAUCCUCGUGCUCUGCACCGCUGGGCUCUGAAACACCACGGAAACCUGUCCUCUUUCACACACACAACUCACGGAAACCGAGUCUACGUCCCACUGGGAGAAGACCCCAGCCUCCCUGCUGUGUGCCAGUUGCAGUCCGUGUUCCUCUCCAACAGCUACGUGACCUCUGACCUGCAGACACAGGAAGUGCAGGGCUGCAGUGACGCUCCAUCAGGAGAGAUCAGUGUUGAAGUCCAUGUGAUCAAACUCCAUUCAGCGGGAUCAGGACUCUGUGGCUCUCUCCAGGUGGAGGUGAUUGUCUCUCUUCUGCCACUGAAAGUCGACUCAAGGACGCAGACGGUUGUUCUGAUUCUCAGCAGCUCGGUGCCCGUCAACUGGGCGAUUCACGCGCCUGGUGUCCGGGGUCAAGUUUCUGUUUAUUCCUCCCACAGUGUAUCCCCGCCCUACCCAGCGGAGCCGGACCUGACCCUGUCCAUCACCCUGACCUCUGACCUCUCCUCAGUACCGGACCUUCUGGUUUGGACCCGUGAGAGUGGACACCCCCAUGUGACCUCGUACACUGAGGCUGACCUGGCCAAUCGCUUUGUGAUCCAGCUGUCUGGGGGCGGGACAGAUGUGGUGGCAGUGAAGAGUCCGGUCGGUGCGAAGCCUCGCUGGGCGGAGGAGCGCCAGCUGAGGCAGUGGCUUAGCGGAGGAGGGAGAACGGGAGGAGGACGGGAGAUUUUCACGGUGCAGUGUGAGGACGGACGCCUCAGCGUGAGCGUAGACCAACACAUCCUGCAGAGUGUGUCUGUCCCUGUGGUCGCUGUGACUCUACGAGACUCUGCAUGCCAGAGUCAGUCUAACGGCAGCCACUUCCUGUUGGUGUUUCCGGUCAUUUCCUGCGGGACUGAGGUUGUUUUCACAGAAAAGCCUCGAGGGGUGCAGUACAAAAACAUGGUGUUAUUAUGGAGGGCCGAUCGUCAGUCCAUUCUCACACUCAAUGAGACAGAACUGAAGUCCAGUAUUCCCCUCAGCAUACCUUUCAGCUGUCUGGCGGGAGUUCCCCCCCUCUUCAGAUCUGUUAGUGUGGAUAAUGUUAACUCUCCGGAGAAAAAUCCUCUCCCAUGGGCAACUGAGGAUCAAGGACUGAGCAACGUACCAACUCAACCCAGAAACAAAUCCUGGCCUGUUCUCAUUUUGAAGCUUUUUGUCACCGAGAGCUACGAACAAAGGCGAAUUGGCCCCUGUGUCAUAACUGCAGACCAACGUGUCUAUGUGGAGAUUUCAGCCAAAGGGUCCAUCAUAGAAGUCGUGGAGGUGAAGUCGUGUGCGAUCUCUCCUCUGUCAGACUCAAAAAAGUCUCCUUUCUGGAGCAUCAUAAGCGACGGCUGUUCCUCGGACCAAUCACUGACCCUCACUGCAAGAACGAAAGAUGAGGAUGAAGAAGGAGAUGGAGAACUGGAAGAGGAAAACGAAGAGAUAGAUGGACCGGAUAAAGACCGAAAUAGAGAUGUCCAACAACAACUUAAAGUUAACCGAAGAGGGAGAGAAGCACCAGAACCGAUAGAAAAGAAGAAAGCAAUGAGAGAGGAGAUACAACCCCUGAGAUUUAGCUUCAUCCUGAGACCAGUUUAUAAUAACUCUGUUCAGUUCCUCCACUGCAGCCUUCUUCUGUGUACCUCCGAGUCAAAAAGGGGGGAAUCGACAAAGGAGACAGGAAAUAAUGACUGUGAGGAUGAACAACGUAUCCCUCCACUUGUGUCUAGAUCAACCAGACAUCAGUGUGAGAUCAGAAACCUCUCCAGGCCGAUGGUGGUCACCGUGCCCAUCAGCUCACUGGCACCCAAACCUCUGCAUCCUCCUGCUGGACCAACACCCAAGAAUGUUUCCCCAAUGACCAGUCCAGACCCCGAGCACAGCAGCGCGGCCAAACAGACAGGAUUGUUGAUGGGCGUCGUCUUCAUUGCCUUUGUUAUGGGGGCCAGUCUGAUGGGGGGCGUUUGGUGCAUCUAUUAUUACACAGGAAGAGAAAGUCACUUAACAGCCAACACUCGAGAAGGCCACACCAUCUAUAAUCCACUGUCAGCAGCUGAUCAGUCCUCCAGCUCCGUGUAGAGGAUUUCCUGCAAAUCUGAGAACUAGGACAGAGGUUUCUAACAGCUUGUGUGUGUGU
Messenger RNA from Trematomus bernacchii (emerald rockcod), 2614 nucleotides. RefSeq names its product endoglin, like (gene engl). The record is from RefSeq and is a predicted model, not a curated record. Bases 1 to 2556 code for a protein of 851 amino acids. NCBI's taxonomy places the organism in Eukaryota, Metazoa, Chordata, Actinopteri, Perciformes, Nototheniidae. The transcript is spliced from 16 exons.